Molecule: messenger RNA, 806 nt
Organism: Octopus bimaculoides (California two-spot octopus)
Lineage: Eukaryota; Metazoa; Mollusca; Cephalopoda; Octopoda; Octopodidae
Product: endophilin-A
Biological process (GO): synaptic vesicle uncoating
Cellular component (GO): glutamatergic synapse; presynapse; cytoplasm
Molecular function (GO): protein binding
Source: RefSeq, a predicted model, not a curated record
UCACAUUGUGACAACCAGUUGUAAUCGAUGGUAUCGGCGAUUUCGGAGGUUAUUCGUCCGCCACCAGUAGCCCAUCGCGAAGUCCCACACGAAUGAGGCCUGCCGCAGGAGACCAGGGCUUUGGUGACCAGGCACAAGGCAGUCCUCUGAAGAGUCCCUCCAGGAUGAGGGCUGUCUCACCAGGACUCUCUCCAGGCUCUGGUAUUGCUGAUGAUGAAUUGAAAACAGCCGAGGAAAAGUUUGAAGAAACAAAAGCUAUCACGGAGACAGCUAUGUUUAAUUUACUUGAUAAUGAUGUGGAGCAAAUCUCCCAGUUGCAAGCUUUUGUGGAGGCUAUAACAAACUACCAUAAACAGUCUGCUUCAAUUCUUGAGCGACUUUGUGAGACACUUGACUACAAGAGGGAAGAUGCUGUGAGUCGUCCAAAAUCUGACCAUGUUGUGAAACGUGUAACUUCCUUCCGUCGGAGUGCCUCCCCAUCUCCGUUCAACGAUGAUGACGGUUUCGGAGACGCUGCAUCCAGCAGCUCGGGUGGUGGUUACAACUUCCCUAGCACAGCUUCUCUUGGCGAAUCAGUGAACAAGCCGAAGCCAUGCUGCAAGGCCAUGUACGACUUUGAGCCAGAGAACGAAGGAGAGCUGGGAUUCUCCGAAGGGGACAUCAUCGACCUAAUACAGAAAGUAGACGACAACUGGUUCGAGGGUAGCAUCCGAGGUGUAGGAUUUUAUAACAAGACCCCUAAAAACCAACACCUUGAUACCCCGCAUAAAACCUCAUGUCGUAUUAAGCUAUCUCCUUUCAUUUGA